UUUGGUUAAUGUCUAUGGAAACACGGGCGCGGCUGAAGGUUCCGCCUGAAUAUUGUGAUCUGUCAGUGCGAAUGUGAUACACGUAACGCAAGCUAAGAGAUAAGGAAGCGUUGCACAGGUCAUUUUCCACGGCGAUGUGAUCGAGGAUUUGAACCAUCUCUUGAGUGAAGUGCCUCCAUCCAAAGACAUGGCAGAGCAAGAUCACCACCCCACAGCAGAACGCAAGGAAGAAGACGAAAAGCAGUCCACGACAAAUCAUGACGAUUCACCCGCUGACAACAAAGAGGAAAGAGAUCCGGAUGGAAAGCGGCAACUCCCAGAAGAUUCAGUUUCAUCAUCUGCAUCCACAAACAGUGGGACUAAGAACAACAAUGGUGAAGACAUGACGCAGCCUGUUAAAACUUCGAACCUUCUCUUGAGUGAAGUGCCUCCAUCCAAAGACACAGAUCACCACCUCACAGCAGACGGCAAGGAAGAAGACGAAACGCAGUCCGCGACGGAUCAUGACGUGAACAAAGCGGGAGAGACUGAUCUGGAUGAAAAGCAGAAACUCUCAGAAGCUAAAUCUGCAAGCGAGCUCGACGGUGAUCCGGCUGACGCGGUGCCUCCAGAUGUCGACACCACGCUGAACAGAACCCCUCCUCCGGGUGAUGUGGGAAGUCACGGUGAUCCGGCUGGAGCGGGGAGGGGGCCUCCAGAUGUCGACGCCACGCUGAACAGAACCCCUCCUCAGGGAGGUCAAGGUGAUUACAACAGAGAGACCAUACCAGCUGAGGAGAAGCUCAGAGAGUACAACACUGGGGAGAAGAAAGCAUCAGAAACAACCUCCCCACCAACUCUGGGUGACGCGAAGGACGACCAAGUAGAUGGACCUAAAGAAGAAAGCCCCGACACGAACAACACUAACACUGGAGACGAUGAUGGAAGCGGCCGGAAGAAGGUUUUAACUCGUAAAGCAGAAAAGGGAACUCGGAGCAGAGCUUCCUCACAGACACAGCAAGAUGUUGAAACCAUUGGUCCUACCACUCAGGAGGCGGCUCAUGUUCCAGAGGGAAAUCUUCGAGGUAGUAGAAUAUUCGUGAUGGCGGGUAUAUUGUUAUUUUUUGCCAUCAUGGGACAAUAUCUCCUCCAAGUCGAGUCUCCACUUCAGAAAAAAGAUGUGCGGCAGAUAGACAUCUUCCUCGGGCAGUUUGAAAAAGUAAAGACUCGCUUCCCUAACCAGCGUGCAGAGCUCUGGAGUAGGAGCAAGAUCCACCUGCUGAGGCACCUGGAGACAGCUCAGCCCACAGAGCCAGUCAGUCUGAUCCUGACGGCAGGCCACGGGGCUGAGAGGACACUGCACUGCCUGGCUCAGAGCCUGGCCUCCGCCUUCUCUACUUCCCUCAACGCCUCCGUCCUCCACAUCGAUGGAGCCAGCAAAGCCGGCCAGGACAGCGACCAGGUCAAACUGGACAUCGACGGCAAGUUGCAGGGAGCUUUCGAAGGAGACAAACCCGUGGCCGUCAUCAACCGCUUCGAGGAGCUGCCCCCGGGCUCCACGCUCAUUUUUUAUCGCUACUGCGACCACGAGAACGCCGCCUACAAGAAUAAAUGUCUGAUCUUCACAGUACUGCUCGGGGAAGAGGAGGAGAUUCCCGCCGAGGCUCGUUUGAGCUCUGUGGAGGAGAUGGUGGACGACCGCCUUCAGAAGAAGUUCCUCUCCGAUGGCCGUCCGCUAGCUUUCGACAGGAUGGACCUCGACAAGUACGGGGGAUUGUGGAGUCGCAUUUCUCACCUCAUCCUGCCUGUGGCGGCAGACAAAAGGAUAGAACAUGAAGGGUGCUUGUGGACAUGAAUAGUCACUCUUGAACUUUUAGUCUGAGCACUCAGCUACCGGUCUGUUUCAGUCCUUCUGAGGCGAGUAGCAGCGGCUUUAAUGGCCCAAAGGUUUCUUACAUAAACUAUAUUGAAUCUCACCACAGAUAAAGACAUCAAGUAGAAAUAAGACGCUUAUAAUAUUAUGAGGAUAAUGCUAUGGGAUAUAUAUGUGAUUCACAUUCAUCGCAAAAAGGCUGUGGUGUUUUAUUCUUGUGCUACUUUGAUCAGAUGUAACCUAUAGAGCAGUUGUCAGAUGAAAGGGGAUUUGACUGGGUUGUACAAGGCAGAACUAUUCUUCUGGUAUCUCAACACAGGGUUUAUGAUUGUUAUGAUAAAUGUGUUUUUCUGCGAUUCUCAAACCUACACGGCACCACAUGUCUUAACUGAACUGCCUAUGUUCCUUUUUAUAUAAACAUGUACAUGUUUCACACUACAGGAAGCAUUUUAAUGGGGAUAAGUGCAUAAAUUGAAUGUGCCUUAAAGUGCAAAUAAACAGGUAAUUUCAAAUUC
Molecule: messenger RNA, 2367 nt
Organism: Cottoperca gobio
Lineage: Eukaryota; Metazoa; Chordata; Actinopteri; Perciformes; Bovichtidae
Product: torsin-1A-interacting protein 2-like
Exons: 10
Coding region: 188-1834 (548 amino acids)
Biological process (GO): membrane organization
Cellular component (GO): membrane
Molecular function (GO): ATPase activator activity
Source: RefSeq, a predicted model, not a curated record